Alnus glutinosa is the source of this 1546-nucleotide messenger RNA. RefSeq names its product chalcone synthase. Bases 142 to 1329 code for a protein of 395 amino acids. Gene Ontology annotation, biological process: polyketide biosynthetic process. The record is from RefSeq and is a predicted model, not a curated record. The transcript is spliced from 2 exons. Gene Ontology annotation, molecular function: acyltransferase activity, transferring groups other than amino-acyl groups. Lineage: Eukaryota; Viridiplantae; Streptophyta; Magnoliopsida; Fagales; Betulaceae.
CAAAACACAAGCUUUUUCCCAGCGAAUUUCAAUCCCACCACCCUUCACCGGCCUUGAGCUUAAACUGAUCGAGCCACUGGUUUCGCUUUUUCUUGAUCUUUAGAAACUAGUUGAGCCAACUAGCCAAGCGGCCGAUCACAGAUGGCGUCCGUGGAGGAAAUUCGAAAGGCUCAGCGAGCCCAGGGUCCGGCCACCAUUUUAGCCAUUGGCACAGCCACUCCCUCCAACUGCGUCUCUCAAGCUGACUAUCCUGACUUUUACUUCCGGAUCACCAAGAGCGAUCACAUGACCGAGUUGAAGGAGAAGUUCAAACGCAUGUGUGAUAAAUCGAUGAUAAAGAAACGUUACAUGUACUUGAAUGAAGAGAUUCUGAAGGAAAAUCCCAAUAUGUGUGCUUACAUGGCUCCAUCUCUUGACGCACGUCAAGACAUAGUGGUGGUGGAGGUGCCCAAGCUGGGGAAGGAAGCGGCAACAAAGGCAAUCAAAGAGUGGGGGCAGCCCAAAUCCAAGAUCACCCACCUCGUCUUCUGUACAACCUCAGGGGUAGACAUGCCCGGCGCAGAUUACCAGCUCACCAAGCUCCUCGGCCUUCGACCCUCCGUCAAGCGCUUGAUGAUGUAUCAGCAGGGCUGCUUCGCAGGUGGGACCGUCCUCCGUCUCGCAAAGGACUUGGCCGAGAACAACAAGGGAGCACGUGUUCUCGUCGUCUGCUCUGAGAUCACAGCCGUCACUUUCCGUGGGCCCACUGAUACUCACUUGGACUCCCUGGUGGGCCAAGCCCUUUUCGGUGAUGGUGCGGCAGCAUUGAUUGUGGGUGCGGACCCCGAUACAUCCGUUGAACGUCCACUUUUCGAACUUAUAUCGGCAGCACAGACGAUUCUACCCGACUCCGAUGGUGCCAUUGAUGGACACUUGCGCGAGGUGGGUCUUACCUUUCACUUGUUGAAGGACGUACCGGGGAUAAUAUCGAAGAACAUUGAGAAAAGCUUGGCGGAAGCUUUUGCUCCGCUGGGCAUAAGCGAUUGGAACUCUUUGUUUUGGAUUGCACACCCCGGUGGGCCGGCCAUUCUUGACCAGGUUGAGGCCAAGCUGGGACUGAAAGAGGAGAAACUAAGAGCAACUCGUCACAUUCUGAGCGAGUACGGGAACAUGUCAAGUGCAUGCGUGCUGUUCAUAUUGGACGAGAUGAGGAAGAAUUCUGCGGAGGAAGGAAAGGUCACCACCGGAGAAGGGUUGGAGUGGGGAGUUCUCUUCGGGUUUGGGCCGGGUUUGACCGUCGAGACGGUGGUGCUGCACAGUAUCCCUGUGCCCGUUGAGGCCAGUCACUGAUUCCCGGGAUGAAAAGAGGGAAUUACAGAAUAAUUAACGCUCGUAUGGAUUAGUUGUGACGAAUUGAAGAGGCCAAGUGGAAAAUUACAAAUGUGUUUUUUUUUUUUUUUUUAAGAAUUAAAAAUUUGUUUGAGUACUGUUAAAGCAAUUGUAAGCGUGUGUGGGUGGCUGCGUGAGGCCUUUUCCCAAUAACAGAUACCUUGGUAUUUAUUAUAAA